AGUGGGAGAGGGCGCAAACACAGAUUUUCUGCAGCUGUGCUGCCACUCACGUCACACAGCGGAACCUCUCUUUUUCUCUUUUCUUUCCCGUACGCGACAUUUGGCGUAAGACAGCCCAAUCGUCAUGACGAAUUCAAAGGGUUACCGUCGUGGUACACGAGACUUGUUCUCUCGUAAAUUCAGGAAUCAUGGGACAAUUCCCCUCUCCACGUACAUGAAAGUGUACAAAGUCGGUGACAUUGUGGACAUUAAGGGUAAUGGAGCUGUGCAGAAGGGUAUGCCAUACAAAGUGUACCAUGGUAAGACUGGACGUGUUUUCAAUGUGACACCCCAUGCACUUGGAGUAAUCGUCAACAAGCGUGUGCGUGGACGCAUCAUCGCCAAGAGGAUAAACGUGAGGAUCGAGCACUUGACCCACUCCAAGUGUCGUGAGGAUUUCCUCAAGAGGGUCAAGCAGAAUGAGAAGCUGAGGAAGGAGGCCAAGGAGAAGAACAUCUCUGUGCAGCUCAAGAGACAGCCCAAACAACCGUCCAAGGCGCAUAUUGUCUCAGGACGCGAGGCACCUAUCCUCCUGGCUCCAGUGCCCUACGAGUUCAUUGCUUAAUUCUCUUAAGAUUAAUUAAAAAAAGAAUAAACUGUUUUUUUCGAGGAAAAA
Messenger RNA from Diachasma alloeum, 655 nucleotides. RefSeq names its product 60S ribosomal protein L21 (gene RpL21). Gene Ontology annotation, biological process: translation. Gene Ontology annotation, molecular function: structural constituent of ribosome. The coding region runs from base 125 to 604 and encodes 159 amino acids. NCBI's taxonomy places the organism in Eukaryota, Metazoa, Arthropoda, Insecta, Hymenoptera, Braconidae. Gene Ontology annotation, cellular component: cytosolic large ribosomal subunit; ribosome. The record is from RefSeq and is a predicted model, not a curated record. The transcript has 2 exons.